This is a messenger RNA of Theobroma cacao (cacao), 1764 nucleotides long. Its product is annotated as NADP-dependent glyceraldehyde-3-phosphate dehydrogenase-like. Lineage: Eukaryota; Viridiplantae; Streptophyta; Magnoliopsida; Malvales; Malvaceae. The record is from RefSeq and is a predicted model, not a curated record. Gene Ontology annotation, molecular function: lactaldehyde dehydrogenase (NAD+) activity.
UGAACGAGAAUCGAUCGAAUGGCACAUUUCAAGCCACCUAACGUUGCAUUUACCCAGAUGGCAGGAACUGGGGUGUUUGCUGAGCUAGUCGGGGGAGAUGGAGAGUUCAAGUAUUACUCAGAUGGAGAGUGGAAAAAGUCGUGUUCAGGGAAGUCAGUGCCUAUCAUCAACCCCACCACUAGAGAGACUCAAUUCAAAGUCCAAGCUUGUACUAAAGAAGAAGUAAACAAGGUGAUAGAUGCAGCUAAAACAGCUCAAAAGUCAUGGGCAAAGACUCCACUCUGGAAAAGAGCAGAGUUACUUCACAAAGCAGCUGCAAUCUUGAAAGAGCACAGGAAUCCCAUUGCAGAGUGCCUUGUCAAAGAGAUUGCAAAACCAGCAAAGGAUGCAGUAACUGAAGUUGUAAGGUCUGGGGAUUUGGUGUCAUACUGUGCUGAAGAAGGGGUCAGGAUACUUGGUGAAGGGAAAUUUCUGGUAUCUGACAGUUUUCCAGGAAAUGAAAGGACCAAAUACUGCCUCACUUCAAAGAUACCUCUAGGGGUUAUUUUAGCCAUUCCACCCUUCAACUAUCCUGUCAAUCUCGCUGUUUCAAAAAUUGGUCCUGCACUUAUUGCUGGGAAUUCUCUUGUACUCAAGCCUCCUACCCAGGGUGCUGUAGCUGCACUUCACAUGGUGCACUGCUUUCACUUAGCUGGUUUCCCAAAAGGUCUAAUUAGCUGUGUUACUGGAAAAGGGUCUGAGAUUGGCGACUUCCUUACAAUGCAUCCCGGGAUCAACUGUAUUAGCUUCACUGGUGGAGACACUGGAAUCGCAAUUUCAAAGAAAGCAGGCAUGAUCCCUCUUCAGAUGGAAUUGGGUGGAAAGGAUGCCUGUAUCAUACUUGAAGAUGCUGAUUUGGAUUUGGCAGCCGCUAACAUUGUGAAAGGAGGCUUUUCUUACAGUGGUCAAAGAUGCACAGCUGUGAAGGUUGUGUUGGUCAUGGAUUCUGUGGCUGAUGCUCUUGUUGAGAAAGUUAAAGCUAAAGUUGUGAAACUGACCGUUGGCCCACCAGAAGACGAUUGUGACAUCACUCCAGUUGUUACAGAAUCAUCUGCUAACUUCAUUGAAGGAUUAGUCAUGGAUGCCAAGCAGAAAGGGGCUACAUUCUGCCAAGAGUACAAGAGGGCAGGCAACCUUAUAUGGCCACUAUUAUUAGAUAAUGUUCGUCCUGACAUGAGAAUAGCAUGGGAGGAGCCAUUUGGUCCCGUUUUGCCUGUUAUACGGAUAAACUCGGUUGAAGAAGGAAUUCAUCAUUGUAAUGCUAGCAAUUUUGGCCUGCAGGGUUGUGUCUUUACUAGAGAUAUAAACAAAGCAAUUCUGAUCAGUGAUGCAAUGGAGACUGGAACAGUUCAGAUUAAUUCGGCUCCAGCUCGGGGACCAGAUCAUUUUCCUUUCCAGGGUCUGAAGGACAGCGGCAUUGGUUCCCAAGGAAUCACCAACAGCAUCAACAUGAUGACGAAGAUCAAGACAACAGUGAUUAACUUACCGACACCUUCCUACACGAUGGGUUGAUGUGAAAAUUGGAAUAAAACCAUUGAUACUCUGUUCCCAUUUAUGUUAGCUAAGCAAUAAGAGAGUUCUCAUGCUUUUGUCUGGUUAUCUGUAAUAAAAAAAAGAAGAAAAAGCAGUGCAAUGAGUGUUGGUCAACUUGCAUAAAGUUGUAACGAAUCUUCUCUAAGCUGUAGGAAUGUAAUAGAUGAUGAAGAUCUUCUUCUUCUUCUUCUU